UUUUUUUCUUUUUCAAAUACCAUCCUGUGUAGCCCACAUUGGGCUCACCUCUGAUAUUUGGGAGUGACCUUGAACUUCUGAUCCUCCUGCCUCAACCUCUCAAGUGCUUGGAUUACAAGUGUGACCCAAUGCACAUGAUUUCUGUGAUGCUGAGGAUCAGACCUAAGACCUCUGACCCAAGGCAAGCAACUGACCUACAUUCCCAGUCCUAGAUUUGGAUUCUAAUAAGAUUUCCCUGGCUCACAUUUCACCAGACUUUCAAAUACAUUUACAACACAGCUGUCCAGCUUGGGUCCAGGAUGGGAAACAAAACAUCCUGACAUCUUCUCCCUGAGGCACCACCCGCUAGAUUCCACAAUACCACUUUACAAGGAGACCCAGAGCUCUAUGCCUCUCCCUAGCCCUACUUACUGGUACCUGACCUUACAUGGUGGCUGAUGAUUGUCCCAAGAAUAGAGGGGAAGGGAAGACCAACCCACCACUUGAUAGGUUUGGUUUACGGGUGCCUUGGACAACAAAAGGACCACUUAGGAGCCCCGUUUGGAUGAUUCUCUGGGCUGUUCUCCCUGGCUAGGCACUUUACUUAGUCCCUGCUGCUUGGUAUCUGACUACUUUCGACUUCACUUCAUGUCCUACAUUCUUAUUUGUGGCCAAGCUGGGGUUCUUCAACCUUUCAUUUAUAGAGCCGUGAAUUCCUGGGAGUCUGGGUGGGGUGAGGUGGGAGGACCGAAUGAGGACGCCUCCUUGGGAAGGUGGGCCUGUGUUCUUUAGGUGACUGCAGGGAAGCUCUGCAAAGCUUCUUCUGGGGUGAGGGCAUAAGCGACUCAAAAGAAACUUCCUCUCCUGUGUAGGAGAAAAACCACCAGAACAGGUCCGGGCCUUCAGUCCCCGGAUUCCAGCGCCCUCUCCAGACUGGCUCAGCAUACUGAAGGCGUGGCCCGAGGACUGAUUGACAGCUCACUCGGAUCAGCCAGGAGACGACGGAAGCGUGCUCCAGCCUAGGGAUCCCUAGCUCUAUCAUCCCCAGCUCUGCGAUUUUGGUUCUGGCGCGGACCAUACCGGAAGUUCUGCUCAACGACUCCCCAGUUUUAGGGGGAACAGCGGAAACGUGCUCCCGACUAUCGUUCCGCCUGCGCCGCGGCUAUCGGUUCCGCUUCGGGGCCCGGAAGUGCGGCCUUCAAGUUGACAAGCAGGAGGCAGCCACUGCAGGGCCUGGUGCCUGAGGAGUCGGAGGUGGGGACGAGCGGGCAUCCCCCUGCCUCAGAGUCUCAGAGAAGGCUGGGGCGUGCCAGGAGAGGGAAGCCCGCGUGAGGAUCGGUGUGCAGAUGGCAGCCACAGAGGCAGUGCACCACAUCCACCUACAGAACUUUUCACGCUCACUACUGGAGACCCUCAAUGGGCAGAGGCUAGGUGGUCACUUCUGUGAUGUGACUGUGCGCAUCCGUGAGGCUUCUCUGCGUGCUCACCGCUGUGUGCUGGCCGCAGGCUCACCCUUCUUUCAGGAUAAGCUGUUGCUUGGCCACUCGGAGAUUCGUGUGCCACCAGUGGUGCCUGCGCAGACAGUGCGCCAGCUGGUCGAGUUCCUGUACAGCGGCUCGUUAGUGGUGGCACAAGGCGAAGCACUGCAGGUACUCACUGCAGCAUCGGUGCUUCGCAUCCAGACCGUCAUUGAUGAGUGCACACAGAUCAUCGCUCGUGCCCGUGUCCCCAACCCCCCGGCGCCUGCGCCACUGCCACCACCGGUGCCCCCUCCACUCGCACCUGCGCAGCUGCGCCACCGUCUGCGCCACUUGCUGGCCGCUCGUCCCCCAGGUCAUCCCAACGCCGCGCACAGCCGCAAGCAGCGCCAGCCCGCGCGUCUUCAGCUACCUGCACCCCCCACGCCCAUCAAGGCCGAGGGGCCUGAUACCGAGCCAGUGUUGACUGCUGCGCCUGAAGACAGAGGUGAAGAGGAUGACGAUGAGGAGACCGAUGAAGAAACCGACGCUGAAGAAGGUGAAGGCGUUGGCGGCCCGGGUGAAGGCCAGGCUCCCCCUGCCUUCCCCGACUGUGCAGGGGGCUUCCUUACCGCUGCAGCUGACAGCGCUCGAGAAGAUCCACCUGCAUCCACUGGCAUCACUGAUUAUGGUGGUGCCGGAAGAGAUUUCCUUCGGGGGACUGGGGUCACUGAAGAUGUGUUUCCAGAUAGUUAUGUGUCCGCUUGGCAUGAGGAAGGCAGCGGAGGUCCAGAAGGUUGUCCGGUGGAAACGUCUGCUCCACCCGACUGUGCCCUGGCUGGGCCUCACCCAACCGGUGUAAAGACCCCUGGUCCCCCAGUGGCUCUCUUUCCCUUUCACUUGGGUGCUCCUGGUCCCCCAGCGCCAACACCUCCUACUCCAUCUGGGCCAGCCCCUGCACCCCCACCCACCUUCUACCCCACGCUCCAGCCAGAUGCAGCCCCCAGUGCUCAGCUGGGAGAAACACCGGCUGUGCCUGCAGCCCCUGCUGCUCAGGCCACAGCCAUCUCAGGCACUCCUGUGCGUGCCCCCGGUGCCCCAGGGGCUGAGCAACCCGCCUAUGAGUGUAGCCACUGCCGCAAGACGUUCAGCUCUCGAAAAAACUACACCAAGCACAUGUUCAUCCACUCUGGGGAGAAGCCACAUCAGUGCGCUGUGUGCUGGCGAUCCUUCUCGCUACGCGACUAUCUGCUCAAACAUAUGGUCACACACACCGGUGUGCGAGCCUUCCAGUGUGCAGUGUGUGCCAAGCGCUUCACUCAGAAGAGUUCACUCAACGUGCACAUGCGCACACAUAGGCCUGAACGUGCGCCCUGCCCUGCCUGUGGCAAAGUUUUCUCACACCGUGCGCUGCUAGAGCGACACCUGGCAGCUCACCCUGCACCUUGAUUGGGAGCCAGCUUCACACAGCUGACUGAUGCUGUCACAUGCCUUGGACUAGGUCUACUCCACCAGAAGUCUCUGGAGUAUGGACCCUUUCCCUUCCCCACCCUGACCCUGUUCUCCCCUGUGGACUUGGGACCCAGAAUCCUAUUUCUUUCCUACACUUGCUUAACUUCUCUCGAUGGGACAGUGAGAUGAUCAGGGCCCCUGUCACCUCAGGAACCAUUUCCAGGUUGGGCUGGGCAAACACUUUCUUGGUACCUGAUGCUGGAUUUGUGACUUACCCCCUACCAGGUAUGGUGUCUAGGGUUGUCCUCUGCCCCUGUGUUGGGCUAGAAUUCUCUGACCUCUGGAGCCACCCUUUCCUCACUGGGCACUUAUAGAGGCCCAGAUGGACCUACCUUGGGAUUUUAGGCUCCAAUCUAAUAAAGGACACUGGGCCAGUA
Molecule: messenger RNA, 3325 nt
Organism: Rattus norvegicus (Norway rat)
Lineage: Eukaryota; Metazoa; Chordata; Mammalia; Rodentia; Muridae
Gene: Zbtb45
Product: zinc finger and BTB domain containing 45
Cellular component (GO): nucleus
Molecular function (GO): sequence-specific double-stranded DNA binding
Source: RefSeq, a predicted model, not a curated record